CUGCAAUGCGAGCAUCGCUGGGGAAGAUUUCCUCCAGAAGGCGCAUCAUCCGCAAAUGACUGCCGACUAGGGUGGUGCACUCAGCAGGGGGGAAUAAAACAAAAAAACCAGAGGGAUUCUUGUUGGUCUUCCUGCAGGUGCGCCAUGGCGAAACACCGCAAAGACAGAGACAGCUGGGGUGAGUGGUCUCUCGGCGACAAGAACGUCUACGACUGGAGUUCGGAGGAGGAGGAGUCAGAUGGGCGGGCGCGGCCCAUCCAGGUCCUGCUGGUCAAAGACGACCACACCUUCGAGCUGGACGAGGCGGCGCUUAGUCGCAUCCUGCUGGCGGAGGAGGUCCGAGACCGCGAGGUGGUGGCCAUCUCUGUGGCGGGAGCCUUCCGGAAGGGGAAGUCCUUCCUCAUGGACUUCAUGCUGCGCUACAUGUACAACCAUGCGCGUGAGGACUGGCUAGGCCUGGCUGACGAGCCUUUGACCGGCUUCUCCUGGAGGGGGGGCUCAGAGAGGGAGACCACUGGGAUCCAGAUCUGGAGCGAGGUCUUCCUGGUGGACCGGCCUGAUGGAACAAAGGUGGCAGUCUUGCUCAUGGACACACAAGGCACCUUUGACAGCCAGUCCACACUCAGGGACUCGGCCACCGUCUUCGCCCUGAGCACCAUGAUCAGUUCCAUGCAGGUUUACAACAUCUCACAGAACGUCCAGGAGGACGACCUUCAGCACCUGCAGCUGUUCACCGAGUAUGGCCGACUCGCGAUGGAGGAGACUUUUCUCAAACCGUUUCAGUCCAUGAUAUUCCUCAUCCGAGACUGGAGUUUCCCUUACGAGUUUCCAUACGGACAGGAAGGCGGCAUGAAGUUCCUGGAAAAGAGACUGAAGAUCUCAGAGAACCAGCAUGAGGAGCUGCAGAACGUGCGCAAACACAUCCACUCGUGUUUCACCAACAUCUCCUGCUUCCUGAUGCCUCACCCUGGCCUCAAGGUGGCCACCAACCCACACUUUGACGGACGAAUUAUGGAGAUCGACGACGAGUUCAUCGGCAACCUGAAUCUUUUGGUCCCGUGGCUGCUCAGUCCUGGCAACAUCGACGUGAAGGAGAUCAACGGAAGUAAAAUCACCUGCCGAGGCCUCCUGGAGUACUUCAAGGCGUACAUCAAGAUCUACCAGGGCGAAGAGCUGCCGCAUCCCAAGUCCAUGCUGCAGGCGACAGCCGAGGCCAACAACCUGGCAGCCGUGGCGGCCGCCAAAGAUCUGUACAACAAGAAAAUGGAGCAGGUGUGCGGCGGAGACCGACCCUUCCUGGCGCCCAGCGAGCUGCAGGCCCGCCACGCCGUCAUCCGCGAGGAGGCGCUGCAAGUGUUCCGGGGCGUGAAGAAGAUGGGCGGCGAGGAGUUCAGCCGCCGCUACCUGCAGCAGCUGGAAGGCGAGGUGGACGAGGUGUUUGUCCAGUACAUCAAGCACAAUGACUCCAAAAACAUUUUCCACGCCGCCCGCACGCCGGCCACCCUCUUCGUGGUCAUCUUCGUCAUGUACGUGGCGGCGGGCAUCACGGGCUUUGUGGGCGUGGACGUCAUCGCCAGCCUGUGCAACAUGGUCCUGGGCCUGGCGCUCAUCACGCUCUGCACCUGGGCCUACAUUCGCUACUCGGGCGAGUACAGGGAGCUGGGCGCCGUCAUCGACCAGGUGGCGGGAGCGCUGUGGGACCAGGCACCGUUUGGCAACAAGGGGAACACCAACGAGGCGCUCCACAAGCUGUACAACGUAGCGGCCAACCACAGGCAACUGUAUCAGCACGCCUUCCCGGGGCACCAGGCCGCCGAGGAGGAGCAGGAAAGGAAGAGGGACUAACGUGGGCGUGGCCUUGUCUUUUAUCCCCCAUAAAGACGCCCCCGAGGAUCUUGGAACACGUCAGACGGGCUUCUUCAUCACACGCCACAUCAACUACAAGCAAGUGUAAGGGGGGAAGAUGGAAAAAAAAAAACCCUCCUUGGCGUUUUUGUUCUCACUUAGUCCAUGUUUACACGCGCAAGUAUGUCGUACGUUCCAACGCCAAAGCCCACUCACGUCUUUAGGUACACCUGCGCCGUGGAUUUACUUACACUCGGAUGCCUUUGCCAAUAUAAUUGUCAAAUUAGGAGCACCUGUACAUUGCAGUUCACCUAUUUCAUCUGAGGGGUUCCACACGGUUCUAUCCUGAGUCCCUUUAUGGUUAUAAUUAAGUUUUCUACCGUGCACAAUACAAGUGGAUUAGAUGUAUCAUUUUACAAUUUGAAUUAGUCUAUUCUAGUCUAGUAUUUAAUAGCUCUGUUAUUACAUUUUAUAUUUGUCACAUUUUUUCUAUUCCGCUUCUGGCCCAACUGGACCAGGGCACUGUAAAACCACGGUCAAUUCUAACAUCAAAAACUGGAAGCGGAGUCGCCAGAAUGUUGUCCUUUGAAUAAUAGCCAUACACUUUUUACAUUUAUAGCAAUUAGCUGGAAAUUUGCCGGUAAAAGACUGGGUUGCCGGAUUCUACGCUAAAAAAUGUAAUUUUGAUUUUUCCCCUGAAAGGGGAACUGCACUUUUUUUGGGGGGGAAUUUUGCCUAUCAUUCAAAAUCCUUAUCUGAGACAAGAAUACAAAUGUUUUACUUUUUUUUUUAAAUGCAUUGCGAACUCGUAAAUAAAUGCUAGCAAAAGUCAGCUAACAAUUGAGCUAGUAAGAUCCGCUCUAUAAACCUCCAUCGAAGUUUUAUAUACAUGCUAUAAGUAUAUAAAUGUUCAAGUUAAAGUAGCAAUGAUUGUCACACACACACUAGGCGUGGUGAAAUGUGUCCUCUGCAUUUGAUCCAUCCCCUUGUUCACCCCCUGGGAGGUGAGGGGAGCAGUGAGCAGCAAAAUAUUUUAUAUAACUGAAAAUGUUUUAAAAUGGUUUAGUAUCAUCUGAUUUGUUUUUGCAAUAGAAAUAGUUGGAAACUUAUUUAGUAAUAUUUUUUGCAAAAAAUACAUAUUUAUUUUCAAAUGUAAUAAUAGUUUGAAAAAUAUCUUAUUAGAAAAAAAAUAGUUGGAAAAUUAUUUAAGAUUAAAGUUUUAAGAUUAAAGUACUUUUUAUAUAUUUUUUUUCAAUUCACCCUUUUAUUAUUAUUGACAUGUUCACAAAAUAUUUUUUUUACAACAGAAAAAAAAUGACAAUUAGACAAAACAAAUUACGAUUACACUAACCAAAAUAAAAAAAAUACAAAAUAUUUACACAAACGAAAAAAAAACUAAGACAAAACAAUUCUCAAUUACACAAACCACAAUAAAGAAAGACAAACACUUUAAAUUAAAGUUAAAGUACCAAUGAUUGUCACACACACACACACUAGGCGUGGCGAAAUUAUUCUCUGCAUUUGGACCCAUCAUCCUUGAUCACCCCCUGGGAGGUGAGGGGAGCAGUGAGCAGCAGCGGUGGCCACGCCCGGGAAUCAUUUUUGGUGAUUUAACCCCCAAUUCCAACCCUUGAUGCUGAGUGCCAAGCAGGGAGGUAAUGGCUCCCAUUUUUAAAGUCUUUGUUAUGACUCAGCCGGGGUUUGAACUCACAACCUACCCAUCUCAGGGCGGACACUCUAACUACUAGACCACUGAGCAGGUUAAGCUGAUUGGAGCUAGCUUCCGCAGCCGGUGGGUCUACGACGAUGACUUCUGUUUUGUUUGAUCAGCCGUUUUACUGCCGUGCUACAGGCACCGUUUGGAAACAAUUAAGGUAUGUAAAUAAACAUUUAGAAAAUAUUUUGUAUCGGUACAUAUCUGCGGCUUAUGGUCCGGUGCGGCUAAUAUAAGUAAAAAUAUUUCUUUAUCCUAAAAUUGUGUGGGUGCGGAUUAAAUACAGGCGUGCCCAGAAAUUACGGUACAAUUUUCAGAAGCUGUGUGCUGAACAGAUCUAGCUAUAGUGAAACACUAAGCAUCAUGUAGCAGUAUUGCUACAUUGCUAAAUUAUGCAAAUUACGAACUUAAUAAAACAAUCACUUACUGUACAAUGUCUGCUUUCACUAGGAUGGCGACUGAUGAGAUGUUCAUAUCUUCCCGUUUAGAUGAAGAAUUAAUCAUAUUCCUCACGCAUGGUUAAAAAAAAAAAAGUAUUUUCAUGUCUUUCUCGCUAUCUCUGGGUAUAAAUUGGGUUGUCAACUUUGACUAAUUUCUCGGUUUCUGGCCACAACCUUCUACUAUCCAAGUGAGAGGUUUGAUUUAUCAUCUAGAGCAGGGGUGUCCAAAGUGCGGCCCGCAGCUAAUUGUUUACCGGCCCGCCACACAUUCUGGAAAUACUAUUGUAAAAAUAAAAAAGAACAUUAAAAAAAGUGGAAUGAGGUGAAAUCUAACGAGAAAAAGUUGCAACGUUGAUACAAAAGCUGCCAUGCAGGCUGUUUUUUUUUCAUUUGUCUUUAUUUAUUUUGCCAUUGAUAAAAAAAAAAAAAAAAUAAUGACAAAAAAUCCAUGUUGUAAUGAAUUAUUUUCAGGGCUCCAAUUACUUCAAAUGUUUCACUUUAAAAUGUUUUAUGUGGUAAAUAUUGCAUAUAUUGUGUAGUAGCCAUAUAAAAACAUCAAAGUUUUCUUUGACAAAAGCGCAUAAAACAAACAAAAUAACAGUUCCAGCAUAAAAUGGACAGAUAUAUCUGAAGUUGAUCUCGUAACUUAAGUGUUGAAAGUAAAAGAAAAACCUAAUAAAAAUGUGUCACUUUAUGAGUGGGGCACCUUUUGGAUCCCAAAUAUAUUUAGUGAUUUUUUAUUUAUCUUUUCACUGUGAUUACUCAAAAAUAUGAAAGAAUUCAAAUCAAUGGUGUCCUGCAUUAUUGAUCUUUUAGGGCUCUAAUUAUUAAAUACUACCGGUACAUAUUUCAGUUUUACUAUAAAAAAACUAAGUUGUUUUUGACAGAAAAGCCAUAAAACAUUUUUAAUUUGUAUUACUUUAUAUCAACUUGAAGUUGAUAUAGAGAUUUACUGUAAGCGUUAAAUAAUUAAAAAAAAAUAAUAAUCUGACUUAUUUUUAACAUUUUAAUGACUUUAUGGUCCCCGGGACCCCUAAAGGUAAAAUAAAUAAAAAAUGCAUAUAUUUUGUUAUGGUUUGAAAAUGAAAAAUAUCAAAAUGGCCCCCACAUGCUUUAAUUUUUCCGUGUGCGGCCCUCAGUGGAAAAAGUUUGGACACCCCUGACCUAGAAUGAACUUUCACCAGCUCAGAAGCAAUGCAGCAACUCACCGAUUCACAGCGCUACUAAAAAUAGUGUGUCUGCGUUAGCACUUAUAAUAACAAUAUCACUAAUACUUCGUUAAUAUUCACUUUAUUUUUAGAGGGCCAACACGAACUUGACCUAUUUUACGACUUAGAAUGCAUAAAAAAAGGAAGACAUGUUUUCUUGUCUUACAAAGGGAUGGUGAAUGAUAGGCAAAAUUCCCCCUUUAACAGACUUGUUUCUUUAUCAGUCAGCUUGUGCAGGUUAUAAAUCACAUAAAUAUCAUUUUUAAAGUUUACAAAUCAUUUAUUGUGUGUUUGUUCCUUUUAAAAUAAAUAAAUAAAUAGUGUAAAUUCAAAGCUUUACUGAGCAAGGCAAAAAAAAAUGAGGAUGCAGUGCAAUAGAACCAGAAUAAUUAAUUCUUUCUUUAUACCUCUUUAAAGGGGAACUGCACUUUUUUUGGAAUUUUGCCGAUCGUUUACAAUCACGAGAGACAAGAACACCCUUUUUUAUUUUUUGGAGUUCAAAGAUUAUAAAAAAAACACUUGAAAGAUGCGGCUAAUGGGAGUCACCGUUAAGACAACUUCAAGACCCUCCGACGUUUUAUAUACACACUGCAAGUACGUAUUAAAUGUACCGUAUUUUUCGGAACAUGUAUAAGUCGCACUGGAGUAUGAGUCACAUUUUUUGGGGGAAAUGUAUUUGAUAAAACCCAACACCAAGAAUAGACAUUUGAAAGGCAAUUAAAAAUAAAUAAAGAAUAGUGAACAACAGGCUGAAUAAGUGUACGUUAUAUGAGGCAUAAAUAACCAACUGAGAACGUGCCUGGUAUGUUAACGUAACGUAAGAGUCAUUCAAAUAACUAUAACAUAUAGAACAUUCUAUACGUUUACCAAACAAUCUGUCACUCCUAAUCGCUAAAUCCCAUGAAAUCUUAUACGUCUAGUCUCUUACGUGAAUGAGCUAAAUAAUAUUAUUUGAUAUUUUACAGUAAUGUGUUAAUAAUUUCACACAUAUAUCGCACCCCCGGCCAAACUAUGAAAAAAACUGCGACUUAUAGUCCGAAAAAUACGGUAAUAUGUUCAAUAUUUACUGUAUUUUCAUCAUUUUAAUCCAGACCGGGACUGACUUCUUCCGCGCGUUGAUUUCUGUUUCCAUAGCAACGCACGUCCGACUUCUGGCAACAAAUGUGUGUUCCUACUUCCGCAAACAAACGCCUGUGUUUUCUAAUCAUAGCAGAUUUGGCAGUAGACAACAAAGACGACUAUUUUUGGACAAAUGAAGAUUCACAACCUUAUCUUUUUGAAGCUGAAUAUACUGAGGAUGAACUACUGCUUAUAGUGUCUUUGACACCAUAAAGGUGGAACUUGGAGCCAAGCUAUUUUGACAUAAAUGGAGUGCUUACCCAAAAUCAAUUGGGGAAAAAAAUAGUCCCCGGCCAACUGGACCUGACGAACAACUGUCCAUCGAGUGAACCACACUUUAAAUAUUGAUCAUGAUGCACGCAGCACACCAGGCUUGCUAUUACAACUACAGUACAUACGCUGUCUGGCUAGCUGUGUACAAACAAAACAUGAAAUAUGGGCCAAUACUUUAUAGAAACUGUAAUAUGAUUUGUUCAUGUUUUUCAGUCAGUACAGAUUGGCGUCUUAUCGCGUUGUGUUGUACGUUACAAACUCAAACGAAGAAGCUAGCUUAUCUCUUGCCUUAGUUAGCUUUUGACUUGACUUCAUUUAUUCAUGCUUGCAGUGGAGCCAAGGCCCCACUGAAAAAACAGCUGAACUUUACAAUGAAUAUUAAACAAACAAAGAUAAAAAAAAAAAAAAUGAAAA
This is a messenger RNA of Entelurus aequoreus (snake pipefish), 7013 nucleotides long. RefSeq names its product atlastin GTPase 1 (gene atl1). Gene Ontology annotation, biological process: protein homooligomerization; endoplasmic reticulum organization. Bases 145 to 1845 code for a protein of 566 amino acids. Lineage: Eukaryota; Metazoa; Chordata; Actinopteri; Syngnathiformes; Syngnathidae. Gene Ontology annotation, molecular function: GTPase activity; GTP binding. The transcript has 15 exons. The record is from RefSeq and is a predicted model, not a curated record.